AGCACUAUGUCCGGACAUGUAGAUCUCAUAGCGGCUUGGCCUUUGUUAGCGAGUCGCUGAGAAGAACCAAGAAAGCCGAGGAGCCGCAUUCAUGCACAUACAGGGAGGAAAAUGAUCAUCUGCACGAAAAACAUGGACUAUCUCCUUGGAACCCAGUGCCAGUUCGUUCAAAAUCAGGUGAUGGUGAACUCUGAGAAAGACCGUGCUUCUCUCUUGUGUAUGAAGGCUCUGGCCAACAGGGGGCGUCUGGACUCGGUGUCUCAGCAGAUGGCCUCUCACCCACAGUACCUGGAGAGUUUCCUGCGCACACAGCACUACAUCCUCUAUAUGGAUGGCCCAUUGCCCCUGCACUACCGCCACUACAUUGCCAUCAUGGCUGCAGCACGGCAUCACUGUAGGUACCUGGUGUCUCUGCACUCGGCUCAGUUUCUGCGGGUUGGCGGAGACCCGUUAUGGCUUCAGGGGUUAGAGGCUGCGCCCCUGCGUCUACGGCACCUUGAUCACAUCAACAAGGUCCUGGCCCAUCAGCCUUGGCUCACGGCACGCUCGCACAUACAGGCUCUGCUCAAGACGGGGGAGCAGUGCUGGUCACUGGCUGAGCUCGUCCAGGCUGUGGUUCUGCUGGCCCACUGUCACUCCCUCUGCAGUUUCGUUUUCGGUUCUGGUUCUGACUCGGACACCACUUCCACUCCCAGAGUGCAUCACGGCACGCCCCCUGGCUACUGUCUCUGUGACGCUGCCAACGGCAACACUGCUGGACCCACAGAGAAGGCGCCACGGCGAAGGUCCUUAGACUCCAGCUGUGAAGUCACUUGCCUUCGAGAACAAAUUCAAAUAUCACAGGAGGAGAUCAAGGAAAGAAAAGGAGACCGACUCCAUUCACAGACACUCCUACAUGCAGAUGUGGAGGAGGAGGACGAGGCAAUGUUCUCCGCAGACCCCUCCCGCUUCGUCACAGACCCAGAAUUCGGCUACCAGGAAUUUGCCAGACGGGAGGAGGACCAUUUCCAAGUAUUCCGGGUGCAGGACUAUUCAUGGGAGGAUCACGGCUUCUCGUUGGUGAACAGGCUCUACUCUGAUAUAGGGCACUUGUUAGACGAGCGAUUCCGCAAUGUGGCCUCCCUCCCUUUCCCUCACAGCCCCGAUCUCAAACGAGCCAUCUGGAACUACAUUCAUUGUAUCUACGGCAUCAGGUAUGAUGACUACGAUUAUGGGGAAGUCAGCCGGUUACUGGAGCGUGGAUUGAAACUUUAUAUUAAAGCUGUGGCCUGCUAUCCCGACUCCAGCAAGACCCCUCUAUGCCCACUGUCCUUGGCCUCUGUCAAAGCUUCAGAGAAGGUUCAUGUAAAUUUGUUAGUGAUGGAGGCACGUCUGCAGGCCGAGCUGCUGUAUGCGCUCCGAGCCAUCACUCAGUACAUGAUCGCAUAGGACACGAGCGUUCAGCGCCACAGAGAGACAUGGUAUAGCGAAAGUCAAGGCAAAGAAAUACAAGCAGAGAUCUGUCUCUCCGUCUCUGUAUUUGUUGUCUCUGAGUUUUCCGGUGUGAUGUAAGGUACUGCUGUGAAACGUUUCUUUGCCAAAGGUGAAACUUUAGAAAGAAAAAAAAAAGGUGCAAAGCAAUCGCUCUCACCCCUACUGUCAUUUUGCAUGUUUCUCCUACUUCCUUUUGUUUCUGUAUUUGUCCUUUUGUGCGCAUACUCUUAUUUUUCUACCUUUUUCUUCCUUUUUUUUUUUUUUUAGUAUCGUUAUCUCAGAUGGUUAAUGUGCAAUUAUUUUUAUUCAGUUGUGGUUGUUAUUAUUAAUAUUUUCCCAUUUGUUUGUUUUUUGCUGUUGCUUUUCAACUGAGUGAGAGAAGAAGUGUACAACUGUCCAUUUCCUAGGUAUCCAACUCUGGGAAGGUCAUAGCCAAUUUGAGUCACUGUUUACAGAAAAUGAGUGAUUGGACAAAGGCUCUUGCUUAACAUGGCUUCCUGAUAUUUCAUUUGAAUGUGGAAUAGUGAGACCAGAGCAAAAUUUAACAAAGGCUAAGAGAAGGUUCAACGGCUGUAACUUUCUUUUUAAAUGAGCACUUUUAAGACAGUAUCUAUCUAUAGAAUAUCUCAAUAAGCUUUCGGCUGUGGCUUCGUUCUGCACACAGCAGGUCAUUGAAGUACUGUUUUCACUCCUUUCGAUCGAUUAUUAGCAUUGAUGUUUUCCAAAAUCUUCCACACGCUCUUCUCUCUGCAUGGGUGCUAUAAGUGAUUAAAAUGGGUACAUUUAUAGGAUCCAUAUUUAUCAUCCGAUUCAUCUCAGUAGGCAUCUAAACGGCUUUACAAUGUGAAGAUCUAAAUUUGACGGGAUCAACGCAGUGAAAAGGAAUCGCUUUUUCUAAACUACUUUUCUUUGUGGUAGUGUUCUCAGUGUUUCUCAGUGACUUUGGGCGGACAGUCAGUUUUACCCGCUCUACACAAACUGGCCAAAUCGACACAGUAUGUAUUUGAAUUACAUCAUCUGCUAACUUGGAAAACAGUUUAAAUAUCAUUUAAAAGUAGGUCUUUAAUUUUGAAGUAAUUGGCCCACUGAAGUGAUUCUGAAAGGACCAGCAUUUAGCGUUUAGGUUCGUGUUGUGUUGGCGUCUCCAGUGUAGACAUUUGGAUCAGCAACAAUUAGGAUUUGUUUUAAAAUAUUUUACCAUGUAAAAAUUAAAAAGUCACCUUGUGAUGUAAGUGAGAAGGAGCUCAAAUGAGAAUAAGCUUAAAAUGUGAUUUUAAUGUAGACACGCUGGUAUAGAUCAAAUGAAGGACUUCUGACAGAGCUAUAUAAGAUGCGUAAAGGUUUUAAAGGGCAGCCUGUCGCUAUCCUUCCCAUAACCGACCUGCACAAAAUUGACAUUUUUUUGGUUUUGCACUGAACCUUUUGCACAAAACCCUACAAGUGUGGUUGCAGCUGUCAUUGUUACAAACUGCUUGGAGAGGUGACGACGGGCCCUCUAAUGCCAUGAAUAUAUUCAAUGUCCAGUUUUGUUGACUUGGCCAAAUACCUGUACUGUGUUAAACUCUCAUCGGUCUGGUUAAUUAUAGUUGGCAGAAUGACUUGGGCAACACCUAUGGUUGGUUUUGUGUGUUUAUUUUUAAACAUUGCAUUACUUUUGUUCCUGUUUAAACUUGUCUUGUCAUUUUGAGGGAGGGUUAUGUUGUUGUUGUCAGUUUUGCUCUUGUCUGAACUGUUUAGAUUAAGAAACCAAGGUAUGUAAAUCAGCAGAAAUGUGUACAGGAGCCGCAGUCUGUGCUGGACGCACAGUGCCUUUUGACUACUGAUGAGUCACGGCUCAUCAGUAUGGCAGAACUGGACUCAGAGCUAAGCCUCAUGCUACUGCAUUAAUUCAAGCUGAGAAUGGAAGAUGUUCAUCGUCCGGAGGACAUCUGGAGAUGUUUGUCAGGAGCAGAAUAGGACUGCAGCACAGCCGUUCUACCUUAAGCAGGACUGUCUUAAAUGCUUGUUCUUCAAUGACGGUUUGCCACGUCCCUGAAACGUGGAGACUUCCAGACCGUCUCCACCACCUUAGCUGGAAGACGUUAAGGACUGUGCCUCGGCGGAGGAGACUGAACGAGCAUGGCUAUUGCCAAAAUGUUUAUUUACCACGUAAAUGUAGGAACUAUAAAAAUUUAAACUGACAAAAAG
Molecule: messenger RNA, 3660 nt
Organism: Sinocyclocheilus anshuiensis
Lineage: Eukaryota; Metazoa; Chordata; Actinopteri; Cypriniformes; Cyprinidae
Product: sestrin-3-like
Exons: 8
Coding region: 112-1428 (438 amino acids)
Biological process (GO): cellular response to leucine starvation; negative regulation of TORC1 signaling; cellular response to L-leucine
Cellular component (GO): nucleus
Molecular function (GO): L-leucine binding; oxidoreductase activity, acting on peroxide as acceptor
Source: RefSeq, a predicted model, not a curated record